Molecule: messenger RNA, 924 nt
Organism: Uranotaenia lowii
Lineage: Eukaryota; Metazoa; Arthropoda; Insecta; Diptera; Culicidae
Exons: 3
Coding region: 1-750 (249 amino acids)
Source: RefSeq, a predicted model, not a curated record
AUGAAACGUAAUCACUUCAAUGGAGAUCGCGACGAUCUGGGACAGUUACCUACCUAUGGAAAUCUACUUUACUUGUCGAGCAGAGAGUUCCGUAUAUGCGGUAACCCCUCGUCAGUCAACAGAAUCGCCCAUCCCUCUUUCGGACAUUCUCCAUUCGAGCACUCGCUCGCCCGGCUUCCCCCCGAUAGCUCGCGCAGAGCAGACGCGAGUUCUCAGGUAACAAAAUGGUGCAUCGUAUCGUUGAACCCUCGGCCAGGUAGGAACCCAAAAGUUAACCGGAUAAUCCUUCCGCGGUCCGCCCCUGCAGCCACAAUUGGCGAUCCUGCCAGGUUUUUCCCAUUUUCCACGGGAAAACAAAUUUUAAUCGUUUCGGCACCGGCUCUACCACGCUGUCGUCCUUCGUUGGUUGAAGGUGGCGACGAUCAAUCAAUUGCUGGGUCCUCCCUGUAUCCCGAUUACGGCAAUCAGAACCAGAAUCCUCGGUACGCCCUCCUCGGUAUGCAAACCCGUAUGUUCAGAGCGAACAAAGAGCACCCUUUUGAUGAUGAUGAUGAUGGCCUUGGCGAUGUUGGUGACAAUGGCGAAAAACAAUCCGCAGCUUCCGACCAAAUUGGCGACUGCACCCUCGCACCGGUUGUUUGUUGGCGGUGUACGGCAAUUGACAACCGUACCAGCAGGAAAAACUCUGUGGCAAACUGCAGGAAAACCACCGUUCGUGGCAAAUUCAGCCAAAUUUCGAUUUUGCGAUAGAAAAAAUUCACUUCGAGACGGUCGUGAAAAAAUGACAUCCGCACUAGUCGAGCUACUUGGAUGGAGUCAUAAUUAUGUCAAAAUUGUAACAAGUUACAAAAUAAUGGUAAAACUAUGACAAAGUUAUGACAUAAAGCGUGAAAUAAUUAUCGAAAUCAAUUCUAAGAACAAUAA